CAUACCUCACGAAAACAUAUUUAAACAGAUGGAGAAACUAGAGCAGAACACAGUGUAACCGCGAUUUGCAGAAUGAAAGGUAAUUUCUUUUUUUUUUUUUUUUUUCAUUCCUUGUAACACGUCUGUUUAAUGUUACUAUAAUAAGUAUUUAUUCGAACUAAAAACAGUCGAACAUCGAGUUGAAAUUCACCCACCACCAAGGGAUCUCCUAACAGAGUCUCCAAUCCUUUUGUCCGAUGACGACGAAGUGAAAGACGAAGAACUUUGUUUGAUCGAUCUUACAAAGUUGGAAGAUGAUUAUCGAGAGGAUUCGCCGGAAGAGACCAACGCGAUCCCUUUAACCCAAUCGCAGUCUGAUUUUCCGUUUACAUCUCUUGCUCACUGGUCUCCCUUAACGCUGGAGGGUCCGUCAACGGCCAUUCCAGGCAGAGGAGAAGGCUUGAUUGCGCCAAAGACUCCAGACAUCGAAUCCUUGCUCCGAGGGGAAAUCAUCGAAAACGACGGUGAAUGUCCAACAGGCACCCGCUGCAACAAACGCAGGAGGAAGCGUAGAUGCGCCCGCCAGCUCGACAAACAUGAUAGAAACAGAAGAAGGCUGAAACAGUACUAUCGUAUAUUGGCUCGCACUCUCAUGAAGAUGGCAGACAUGAUUUGAUACAUACUGGUUUGUUAUAUCUGUUCCAUUCGAAUUAUUUUUUCUUUUUUUUCUUUAGAGAAAUAUAAUGGGUGUAGUUCCAUCUGAAUUAGAUGUAGUUAUUGUAGAAGAUGAAGACGUUUGUAAUCAUCAUUUAGAUCCAAACAACCAGAUAGAAUGGGAACCAAACGAUGAUCCGUCUUUGCAAGAUGAUAUUAAUGUGUUAAAUUCAAACACAAACACACAAGCCUCUACACAGCAUCACGAGGUGUUGGGAGGGGCGACACCCUCGGGGGAAUGUUUGGAUUUUUCGGAGGUGGUGGGGGUCAUGCAGAACCAACCGUCAACGGCUGACUAAUCAAUUUCAAAUGAGACCCAGAGGGGUGAUGGGGUAAAUGUCUUGAGGAGGGAAACAUUCAACAAUAUACAACUAUCCAGCGUUUUAACUUUUCCUCAAAACAACGAUGUAACAGAUUACGCCACAUUUUACCGCGGAGUCUUGGGGAGCCUUAAAAAGCUGACACAGAUGGUAACUAAGGAAGCUAGACCCGACGAUAUCAUUCAAUUGGAGUUAUCCGGUGAAAGUGCAAAUCAACACACUUCAUUUACAUUUCGAAACGAUGCCGGGGCUGUGAUGAAUGCUUUUCAAGACGUGUUAGAUCUGUUGGUACAAUCAAACGUUGAAAUAUUGAACGAUGAAGAAAUACAGGUGAUGGUCCAGGUGAUACAUAACCCUCGAGGUGGUGUAAGAAGAAAAAUCGAAACCCUUUUGGAACAUGAAAUCCGCAGAAAAAAAGCUCGUUAUCUUUACAAUCCAUUAAACUCGAAUAAUCAACUAUGUUUUGCCAUUAGCCUAGCAAGUCUGUUACAUCCUGAAUUUACAGAUAGCCAGGCUGUGGCGGAGGCUGAAAAAAUACAGAGAAAAGCGGGCUUAGACGAACAGACUUCCGUCACUUUCAGUCAUAUUCGUGAAUUUGAAAAAGUGGUACGUCGUAAAAUUGUCAUACUGUACAGAGAAGAGGGCCAACGACCCCUCUCACGGUUCGAGACGGAUUACCCCAAAUCAGAAAAUCCGUUGUAUCUGUAUUUAUCUCAGAAUCAUUACAGCGGUAUCAUUAACAUUAAAGGUUUUUUGUCAAAACCGUACGUUUGUCACUACUGUUACCAAGGGUACAACAAACCCGACAGACACAAAUGCGACGGCUAUUGCUUGGUCUGUACACAAAACGGGUGUGUAAAAAUAGAGGGGAAAACUGUGCUUUGCAGGGAUUGCAACAUGUGGUGUCGUUCUCCUGCAUGUCUCCUCAGACACAGGGUAAAACACCGGGUUAUGGAAAAACUCGUCAGCAACUGCGAUCGGCGAAAGAAAUGCCUUAAAUGCAACCUAUUUAACGAUGUACCUGUGGCUACAGGUAUCGCUAAACACACGUGCCCUGAGUUAAAAUGUCAAAUAUGUAAAGAAGAGCUACCUCGCAGUGACUCAGAGACACCUGAAACACGACAUCUUUGCUAUAUACAACCCCAACCACGUGAAGUAAACCACAAUGAUAAUAUCAUAUUCUAUGAUUUUGAGACGUUUGUCGAUGACAAUCACACUCACAUUCCCUUUCUAGUCUGUACCAAGACGCUGCAAGGAGAAGAGUGGUGUGCUUUUGGACUGGAUUGUGUUACAGUUUUCCUCAAUCAUUUCAGGAAACCUCGUUAUCUUAAAUCUACAUUUAUAGCCCACAAUUCGAGAGGAUUUGACGGUUACUUGAUUCUGAGAGGCAUAGUACGGCUGGGUAUAGCACCCUUAAUUAUCAUGCAGGGGAGUAAAGUUCUCUGUUUUAAAGACCCUGAUUUUUUGCAAAAAUACAUUGACUCGCUUUCCUUCCUUACCAUGCCGCUUAGCGCUAUGCCAAAAGCGUUAGGACUCGGUGAUUGCUGGUCCAAGGGGUAUUUUCCUCACAAAUUUAGUUCGGAGGAACAUUUAAAUUAUGUCAGAAAAUACCCCGCAAUCAGCAAUUACGGUGUAGAACGCAUGACACCUGUUGAACGCACCAAGUUUGAGACGUGGUAUCAAAAUGAGAAAAGCGAGGUCUUUGAUUUUCAAAAACAAGCGGUACACUACUGUAAAAACGACGUCAAUGUUCUUCGUGAGGGUUGCAUCAAAUUUAGAGCCGAGUUUACGAGCGAGACGGGUGUUGACCCCUUCUCCCGUAUCACCAUAGCCUCGGCCUGCAUGAAGGUGUUUGUGACUAAUUUCCUCGAGCCGCGUUCUCUAGCCAUACCUUCCCCGGAUAACUACCGAGGGUUGUGUAAAAAAUACUCACACACCAGCAUCCAAUGGUUAGAAUGGGAGUCGCAUCGUCGUGGUAUUUUCAUUCAGCAUGCUUUAAACAAAGGCGAAAAACAGAUGGGGGCAUACUUUGUGGAUGGGUUUGCUAUAAUCGGUGGCAAACCAUUCGUCUGGGAAUUUCAGGGGUGUUUUUAUCACGGAUGCCCGACGUGUUUCGAACCCGGUGCUGUAUGCCCUUUGACAAACACACCGUUCGAGGAGUUGCACAAGGCUACCGAGAAAAAAAUGAAAGCGUUAAAGCGUGACCACAAGGUCAACAUCAUCGUCAUCAGAGAGCACAAGUGGAAUGAAAUGAAAAAAUCAAACCCUAGGGUAAUAGACUUUCUCAAAACACGCAAUUACCCCGCACCUCUCAUGCCUCGAGACGCUCUUUAUGGAGGUAGGACAAGCGCCUUUUGCUUGAGGCACACGGCGGGUGAGAACCAGCGUGUAUUGUAUGAGGAUGUCACCUCUCUCUACCCGUACGUCAACAGCGCAUUUCCUUACCCCCUGGGUCAUCCUGUCAUCAUCCACACGGAUUUUGACGAUGUUGGAAACUAUUUCGGUCUGGUCAGAGCCGUUGUUCACCCUCCUCGAGGUCUCUAUUUCCCUGUGCCACCCUACAGAACGGUCAAGGGUAAACUAGUGUUUACACUUUGCCGCACAUGCGCAGAAAACAAUAACCAGCAGGAACCCUGCGAACAUGAUGAGGAAGGAAGGGCAUUGACGGGAGUCUGGGUCACGCUCGAAUUCAACAAAGCUUUACAGUUGGGAUACAGAGUCGGUAAGAUUACGGAGGUGUGGCACUUUGAAGAACGGAGCGAAACCGUUUUUACGGGUUAUGUUCAAACUUUCCUAAAGGGUAAGCAAGAAGCUCAAAGACUCGGUCGGCGGCAUCUGAAUACGAUUUAGAAACACUCGACUUUUUUGCGGAGCGUCAAUGUAAGUUUUAUUAUUUUUAUAAAUCGACACAGGCGUUUCACUAAUCAUGACCGAAUCGAACAAAGUCUUUACGCUAACGUAUAAAGCUCCAAAUAAU
This is a messenger RNA of Nerophis ophidion (straightnose pipefish), 3990 nucleotides long. RefSeq lists its product as uncharacterized. The record is from RefSeq and is a predicted model, not a curated record. Gene Ontology annotation, biological process: DNA replication. The transcript has 5 exons. The coding region runs from base 1161 to 3863 and encodes 900 amino acids. Lineage: Eukaryota; Metazoa; Chordata; Actinopteri; Syngnathiformes; Syngnathidae. Gene Ontology annotation, molecular function: DNA binding; nucleotide binding; DNA-directed DNA polymerase activity.